CUGGAAAAGAGAGAAAAAAACUUUUUGUACCGAAGGAAUCAACAGCCGCCAUCUUGUCGUGGCUCGGAAUUAGGAUUUCGGUAGAUCACAAAUUUUUAUUUAGAAAUUGAGCAUCCAUUCCGAGGUUUGACGGCAAACUUCCCCUGAAAACGAAAUAUUUUCACCGUUUCUGAAGUAUUUUGGACGAAAAAACAGGAAUUCGAUCGGUCGUCGUCGGCAAGAAAACCCCGUAUAUCUGAUUUCCCCUUAAGUGCGGCGCUCGAGUCCCUAUCGCCGUUCGGAGCAGUAUAUUGUUUACCGGGGAUAACCGGAGAAGAAACAGCUUGUUACUGACAAUUUUGCAAAAAAAUGUAUAUGCAUUUUAUGGAGCUUCAAACCAUUUUUUGCAUGAAGACAUUUGACGUCAUAAAAAUGAGCUGUUUGAACAUCUAAAAUUAAAGAUUUAUGGGACAGGAAUAUAAUCCAUGUUAAUGUUUUUAGAUUUAAUUUUAACGUACAUUUUUCAUGGGAUUUUUUUUAUUGGGGUUAUUUAACGAUAAUGUGGGUGUUGGUUGUUGGAUUAUCAUGGGUUGAAUGGCGGUGGCGAAGCGGGGCGCUGUUGCAUCUUUUUUGAAAAUCUCACCCUCACUGCUUGAAAAUUAGCCAGUUAGCCAACGUUAGCGAGCAAACCGCUUGCUAACGUGCUAACUAGAGAAAGGUGGAGGUUGUCAGAACAACCUGUUCUGUCCCAGGAAUUUCAUUUUUUCAAAUAAUUAAAUAAGAAAUCCAUUAAAGAUCACAAUGGCUGAAAACCUGCUUGACGUCGGACCUCCCAACUCAAAGCGACCGAAGCUGAAUUCACCUGCGCUGUCAGCGUCAGAUGGACCAGUGGAUCUAGGCUCCUUAUCAUGGGACGACCUGGAGAACGACCUGCCAGACGAGCUGAUCCCCAACGGAGGCUCUGGCCUGGGGGGUAUGACUGGGGGCGGAAUGCCCUCCAAUGGGGGUAACGUCAACCCUGGGGGUCCUGGUCCUCUGGGCUCCAAGGUCCCGGACGCAGUGGCCAAACACAAGCAGCUGUCAGAACUCCUCCGGGUGGGUAGUGCCUCUGGUCUCAUCGGGGGUGCUGGAGGAGGAACUCAGCCCAGUGGCAUUGGGGGUCAGUUGGGUGCAGCACACGGGAAGAGCUCCUUGGGUCAAGGGUCGCCGAAAGCGGGGACCGGACAGAACUUCAACCAGUCUCUGGGGGGCCAUGCCGGGAUGUUAGGUCAGGGUGGGCAGCACCAGCUGGGCCAGGUGAUAAACGGAGGCCUGGGGCUGGGUCCUGGAAGUGGACGAGGCCGGGGUCAGUACCAGGCCAUGCAGGCGGCACCAGGAGGAGGAGUGGGCAGCUCGCUGGCAGAGACCCUCACACAGCAGGGCGGGCCACAGGUGGGCGCUGCCACCCUGAACGUUGUCGCCGCCCAGCAGGCGGGCAACAUGAACAAGUUGGGCCUGGGCAGUAACGGUGGCAGUCCGUUUGGUGGUCAGUAUGGCCAGGGGGGGCCAGGGCAGGGGGUGAACCCCCAGCAGCUUCAGAACAAGGCAGCACCCCUUACCACCGUCACCAGCGUGCCAAACCUGCUCCAGCAGCAGCCCGGGCAGCAGGUGCCCUCGGUGGGCAUGGUCCCUGUGCCCGGCAGUGUAUCCAUCUCUGGCCCCACGGCCGACCCGGAGAAGCGCAAACUGAUCCAACAGCAGCUGGUGCUCCUGCUCCACGCCCACAAGUGCCAGCGGCGAGAGCAAGCCAAUGGGGAGGUGCGGGCCUGCGCCCUGCCACACUGCCGCACCAUGAAGAAUGUCCUCAACCACAUGACCCACUGCCAGGCCGGCAAGUCCUGCCAGGUGGCUCACUGUGCGUCAUCCAGACAGAUCAUCUCACACUGGAAGAACUGUACGCGGCACGACUGUCCUGUCUGCCUGCCGCUAAAGAACGCCAGUGACAAGAAGAACCAGCAACCCUUGCUGAGUUCCCCCAAUGCUGCCCUCCAGAACUCCCUGGCCUCUGUGGUCUCUGGCCCUCCCAGCUCUCCCUCCCUCAACACCCCCACCCCCAUCGACCCCUCCUCCAUGCAGAGGGCCUAUGCUGCCCUGGGCCUGCCAUACAGCAACCAGACCCCCACCCCUGGUCAGACCCCCCCAGAGGGACAGAACGCUACCCAGGGGCAGCAUCCACAGCUGAUGAGACCCAUCAAUGCACUAGGUAACCAGAUGGCUCUGGGGGGCGGGGCGAUGGGCGUGGCCUCGUCAGAUCAAACCAAUCUGCACUCUGACUCACUCAACGCCAACAAUCAGCUGCUGUCCGACGGGUCAGUUGUUGGCUCCAUGGGGGGUAGCCUGCCCACUGCCGCCCCCCUCUCAGCAUCAGGAGUCAGGAAGACCUGGCAUGAACACGUCACUCAGGACCUCCGCAACCACCUCGUCCACAAACUAGUACAAGCCAUUUUCCCCACCCCAGAUCCGGCAGCUCUAAAGGAUAGGCGGAUGGAGAACCUGGUAGCAUACGCUAGGAAGGUUGAGGGGGACAUGUACGAGUCUGCCAACAGCAGGGAUGAAUACUACCACUUUCUGGCAGAGAAGAUCUAUAAAAUCCAGAAGGAACUGGAGGAGAAGAGGAGGUCUCGGCUCCAGAAACAGAUCAUCAACCAGGGGCCUCUGACGGCUGCAGGAGCCCAACAGCAGCCUGGAGGUCUCCCGCAGCCCAACACCCUGGGCCCUGGGCAGUCUGUUAGGCCACAGAAUGGACCUGUGUCUAUGCCCAAUGUGCCAAAUCAGAUCAUGAAUCGCAUGCAAAUUGUUCAAGGGCUCAAUCAGUUCAGCCCCAUUGCCCUGCCCAACAUCCAGAUGUCCCAGCAGCCUCUAGGCCCCCGUGCCGUCUCCCCCAUGAACCACCCCACACAGAUCAACAUGGGCUCCGUUCCCUCUAUGGGUCUGUCUCCCUCGCGGAUGCCACAGGCCCAGGGCAUGCUGGGAGCCCACGGCGGCGGCGGCAGCAUGGUGGGCCAGACGGCCAAUCAAAAUAGUCAAUUCCAUCCCCCCCAGACCCCAUUUCCCCCCUCUGCCUCCGGCGCCAUGAAUGCUAACAACCUGGGUCUAGGCCAGCCCCCAGCACAGGCUGCUGUCACACAGCUUUCUCAGACAGGUGCCAGUCUGGAUAGCCGGGUGCCCACCCCAGCUUCUGUCGCCAGCGGCGACUUGCAUUCGCACUCCCAGCAUGCUUUACCUGACCUGCCGGCCCAGGAGACCAAGGCCGAGCUGCGGCUUAGGGACCAGCGGGAGUUUGAGUCGGCCAGUGGCAAGACCGAGCCCAAGAUGGAGACUGAGGAGGACUCUGGUUCGCUGUCAGUGAAGGAGGAGCCAGAAGAGAAGCAGGUGCCAAUGGAGACUGAGGAAAAGAAGCUGGAGAUUAAGACUGAGCCCAAAGAGGAGGAGGGGGGAGGAGCCAACGGCUCAGUGUCCUCAUCCCCUUCUCAGUCACGGAGGAAAAUCUUUAAGCCAGAGGAGCUGCGCCAGGCUCUCAUGCCAACCCUAGAGUCUCUUUACAGACAGGACCCAGAGUCUCUACCCUUCAGACAGCCUGUAGACCCCAUGGUACUGGGCAUCCCAGACUACUUUGACAUCGUGAAGAACCCCAUCGACCUGUCCACCAUAAAGCGUAAGCUGGACACGGGUCAGUACCAGGAACCCUGGCAGUACGUGGAAGACAUCUGGGUCAUGUUCAACAACGCCUGGAUCUACAACCGCAAGACAUCCCGUGUCUACAAGUUCUGCUCCAAGCUGGCCGAGGUGUUUGAGCUGGAGAUAGACCCCGUUAUGAUGAGCCUUGGCUACUGCUGCGGCCGCAAGUAUGAGUUCUCACCUCAAACUCUCUGCUGUUAUGGUAAGCAGUUGUGCACCAUACCCACCGGCGGCACCUACUACAGCUACCAGAACAGGUAUCAUUUCUGUGAGAAGUGCUUCAAUGAGAUCCAGGGGCACAAUGUGACGUUAGGGGACGACCCGGCACAACCACAGACAAUGAUAUGUAAAGACCAGUUUGAGAGGAAGAAGAACGAUACACUAGACCCUGAACCGUUUGUGGACUGUAAAGAUUGCGGACGGAAGAUGCAUCAGAUAUGUGUUCUUCACUAUGACGUCAUCUGGCCAUCCGGAUUCAUCUGUGACAACUGUUUGAAGAAGAGUGGGAAAACACGGAAAGACAACAAGUUUUCUGCAAAACGGUUGCAGACGACGCGGUUGGGCAUGUACAUCGAGGACCGGGUGAAUAAGUAUCUGAAGAGGCAGAACCACCCUGAGGCAGGGGAGGUGUACGUACGAGUGGUGGCCAGCUCUGACAAAACUACAGAGGUCAAACCUGGCAUGAAAUCCAGGUUUGUGGACACCGGUGAGAUGUCUGAAACCUUCCCCUACAGAACCAAAGCGCUUUUUGCCUUUGAGGAGAUCGACGGCGUGGAUGUGUGUUUCUUCGGGAUGCACGUUCAGGAGUACGGCUCGGACUGCUCCUUCCCCAACACCAGACGGGUUUACAUAUCUUACCUGGACAGUAUUCACUUCUUCAAACCUCGACUGCUAAGGACGGCCGUCUAUCAUGAGAUCCUUAUUGGCUACCUGGAGUAUGUAAAGAAACUCGGCUACUCUCAGGGUCACAUCUGGGCGUGCCCCCCCAGCGAGGGGGACGACUACAUCUUCCACUGCCACCCUGCCGACCAGAAGAUCCCCAAGCCCAAGAGGCUGCAGGAGUGGUACAGGAAGAUGCUGGAGAAGGCCUUCGCUGAGAGGAUCCUCCAUGACUUCAAGGACAUCUUCAAGCAGGCGACAGAGGACUGUCUGACGGGGGCCAACGAGAUGCCCUACUUUGAGGGGGACUUCUGGCCCAACGUGCUGGAGGAGAGCAUCAAGGAGCUGGAACAGGAGGCGGAAGAGAGGAAGAAGGAGGAGAACGUAGCCUGCUCCGACACACCUGAGGGCACGCCGGCGGACACGAAGAACGCCAAGAAGAAGAACAGCAAGAAGACCAAUAAGAACAAGGGCAGCGUGAGCCGAACCAAUAAGAAGAAGCCUGGCAUGCCGAUUGUAGCCAAUGACCUGUCCCAGAAGCUCUACGCCAGCCUCGACAAACACAAAGAGGUGUUCUUUGUGAUCCACCUGCACUCGGCCCAGAUGGCCAACAUGUUGCCCCCCAUCAUGGACCCUGACCCCCUGCUGAACUGUGACCUGAUGGACGGCCGCGACGCCUUCCUCACCCUGGCCCGGGACAAGCACUGGGAGUUCAGCUCUCUCAGGAGGUGUAAGUGGAGCACCAUGUGCAUGUUGGUGGAGCUGCACAACCAGGGUCAGGACCGCUUCGUCUACACCUGCAACGAGUGUAAACACCACGUGGAGACGCGCUGGCACUGUACCGUCUGUGAGGACUUUGACCUGUGUAUCAACUGCUACGCCGCCAAGGGCCACGAGCACCAGAUGGUCAAGUGGGGCCUGGGGCUGGACGACGACGGCAAUGGAGCGGGCAGCGCCGGCGAGGCCUCUAAGAGCCCCCAGGAGUCACGCCGUCUCAGCAUCCAGCGUUGCAUUCAGUCCCUGGUUCACGCCUGCCAGUGUCGCAACGCCAACUGCAGCCUGCCGUCCUGCCAGAAGAUGAAGCGUGUGGUGCAGCACACCAAAGGUUGCAAGAGGAAGACUAACGGUGGUUGCCCCGUGUGCAAGCAGCUCAUCGCUCUGUGCUGCUACCAUGCCAAGCACUGCCAGGAGAACAAGUGUCCUGUACCGUUCUGUCUUAACAUCAAGCACAAGCUUAGGCAGCAGCAGCUCCAGCACCGCUUACAGCAGGCUCAGAUGAUGAGGAGAAGAAUGGCCACCAUGCAGGGAAGAGCAAUGCCUCAGAGCUUACCGUCCCCCCCCCAGGCCCCCACUACAGCCCCCAACACAACCCCCUCACACCCCCAGCCUAACACACCCCAAACCCCCCAACAACCACUUUCAAACCAGCCGCAGACCCCAAACGCUGCAGGUAUGUCACCAGUGUUCCCUCCUCGCAACGGUCAUCCCCUUACGCCAGCUUCCCAGGGCAAGGGGGGACCUCAAGCGUCUCCUUUACACCAGCAGCAGUCACCUCUCCCCCCACAACCUCCCCAACCCCAGCCUCAACCUCAACCUCAACAACCUUCUCAACAACAACCCCCUCUCGCUGCGGUCAAGAUGGCGCGGCACAUUGAGAUGGUGGCCCAGGCGCAGCAGCAGAACCAGCAGAACUACCGGGUCAACAUGAACGGCCUGCCACUGCAACAGAACCCCCAGCCUCACCCCCAGCAGCAGCAACGCAUGGCCGGACCCAUGCAUGUGGUUGGGGGUCAAAUGGUGGGACCCAGAGGGCCCCAGGGCAUGCAGCAGCCCAUGGCCCCAGGUCAGUGGCCCAGCGCUGGGGGAGCCAUAACGGGAGCUCAGCCUGGACAACCAGGAGUUGGAGUCCCUCCUCAGGUGGGUCAACCCCAGCAGGGGAUACCGAUGCAACAGAGACCCAUGUUGUCUCCUCAGCAACAGGUUCAGAGGAUGUUGGUCCCCCAGCCGGGGGGUCCCAGACCACAGACGCCAUCCCAGAGACCCGGGGCCAUCGCCCCCAAUGCCCUCCAGGACCUCCUGAUGACCCUUAAGUCCCCCAGCUCACCCCAGCAGCAGCAGCAGGUCCUCAACAUCCUGAAGUCCAACCCCCAGCUCAUGGCGGCAUUCAUCAAACAGAGAACAGCCAAGUACCACGCCAGCAACCCCCUGCAACAACAGCAGCCAGGGGUGUUGGGAGCCCAGACGGCGAUGCAGGCUGGGGCCGGGGGGGGACAGAGGCCCGGGAUCUCCCCUCAGCAGCCUCAACAACCCACCGCCCAAGGGAUGGCUGCCUUAGGACCCCAGGGGCAACUAAUGAACCCUGGACACAACCCCCAACCCAACGCUGCCCAGAUACAGGAGCUCUACCGGAGGCAGCUCCUUCGACAGCAGCAACAGCAGCAGCAGCAGCAGCAGCAGCAGCAACAACAACAACAACAACAACAACAACAACAGCAGCAGCAACAACAACAACAACAACAGCAGCAGGCCCAUCCUGGUCCGUUCCCUCCCCAGACCCAAGGCCAGACGGCCAGCUACUCUCAGCUCCGCAUGCAGCAGCUAGCCAUGCAUGCCCAGGGCCAGCUCCCUCCCAUGGCCCAGAUGGGUCAAUCUGGCCUGGGCAUGGACCCCUCCACCACCCAGAACCUCUUGCACCAGCGGAUGCUCCAGCAACAACAGCAGGGUAUCUCUAACCAACAGGCCAUCCUCAAGCAGCAGAUGGGUGGCUCCCCGGUCCUGCCUAGCCCCGCCAUGAGUCCCCAGGCCCACCUGCUGGCCAGCCAGCCCCAAUCUGGAGCUCACCUCCCUGGCCAGUCCCCAAUGGCCAAUGCCCUCUCCAACCGGUCCCCUGCACCUGUACAAUCCCCGUGCCCGCCCUCGCAACAACCCCCACAUUCCAGCCCUUCUCCCCAGGUUCAGCCCUCAUCCCACCCGGGGUCCCCCCACCCAGGCUUGGGGGGCCCAAUGCCUGGCUCCAUGGACCAGGGACACUUGGCGGAGCAGAGCGCUAUGCUAUCGCAGAUGAACACGCCCGCCAGAGGAGGGUUGAAGAGUGACUUGGGUACUGGAGGGGAUACGACAGGAGAUACGCUGGAGAAGUUUGUGGAGGGAUUGUAGCAUUAAACAGGAGACUUGGGCUGUGUCCCAAAUAGGUGACACCCUAUUUCCAACUAGUACACUCGGGCCCUGCUCAAAAUGAGUGCAUUAUGUAGGGAAUAAGGUGCCAUUUUGGAUGCAUACAGAAACAAACCACACUCUCCCCAUCCUCCACUGAUGUACUCAGACUCUGGGUCCGUCCCCUUUUUGAGACUUUGUUCUUAAUGAAACUCUUUCUUUUUCUUUCUCUUUUUUUUACUGACAUGUACAAUGUUUCAAGAGAUGUAAAAAGAGAGAAAAUGGGAUAAAAAUUAAAAAUGCCAACACUUAUAGGGGAAUGUUGAUGUUUCCUAAAACUGGUGUUUCUUCCUAAUGAAUCGGGAUUUUGCAAAUUGCUGUUUAAAAGACGUUUAAAUCACAAAGAAUAUAUAUUUUUUUGGUUGAGACCAAAAUGUGCUCAGACUUUGUUUUAUUUGUUUGGUAUUUGGUAUGAUGUCAUGCCUUUCAUUUUCUUUUUUAAGGAAAAUGUACAAAACAAUUGCAUUAUAGUAUUCAUACUUAUAAUUUUGUACCCUUUGUUUUGUGUUGAGACUGUAAAAUAUUUUUGUCUGGGAAUCGGGAUAGGUUUCUUUUCUCAAGUUCUUCUCAUUCCUGGGACAUACAUCCAGAAAAUGUCUCCCUAUUCCGAAUAUAGUUUAGUGCACUAUAUAAGGACUAGGGAGACAUUCCAGAUGUAGCCCUGGCAAUUGUAAUCUAAAGUGUUGUACAAUUUUUAUAGAUCCACCUGCAUUUGAGAGGGAGGGGGACUCUUUUUUUCCUCUUUGUGACGUGUGUGUGUGUGUUCCAUGAGAACUAUCCAUUUGUAUUGAAAUAGGAAAUGGACUGUGGCAGUUUGUAAUACACUGGCAUUUAUGCAGAAACACUUGACACACACAUACACGGAAUGCCAAACUCUCAAAAUACACACAAAACAAGGACAAAAUCUCACUAGCCUGGAAACCGGAAUCUCUGUCUUGACUUGAGGAUGUAGAAAAUUGUGGUUCUGUCAUUUAAAAAGUUUGUCAUCAUUUGUUGUGUAAAGUUAAGUAUAUUAAGAGAACAGACUCUUAUCCUGAGGGGGAAUGGGGGACAGAAGGACUCUUAUCCUGAGGGGGAAUGGGGGACAGAAGGACUCCUAUCCUGAGGGGGAAUGGGGGACAGAAGGACUCCUAUCCUGAGGGGGAAUGGGGACAGACUGACUCCUAUCCUGAGGGGGAAUGGGUGUUCAUUGCUUGACUGCUUGUUUGUUUUGAAAAGAGAAAUAAAUAGUCCAGCUGUCUAUCAACCCUCCAUCCUCAUUCCCCUCUCUCAAAAACACAAACUUGAAUAAAACUUUGGGUGGGUUACGUUCUCCUAGCUCCAUAUUGUAAAUCAUGCAAGUCGUUAUUAAGCAAAAAUACUAUAAAUAUAAGGAAGAGCGAAUGAAAUCACUGUAUAAACUGGUUAAAGACUCAUUUCUUACUUAUAUACCAUAUUGUUAAAUAAACUGUGUGCAACAGUUAACACUUGGAGUUAUA
Molecule: messenger RNA, 9266 nt
Organism: Oncorhynchus gorbuscha (pink salmon)
Lineage: Eukaryota; Metazoa; Chordata; Actinopteri; Salmoniformes; Salmonidae
Gene: crebbpa
Product: CREB binding protein a
Biological process (GO): positive regulation of transcription by RNA polymerase II
Cellular component (GO): nucleus; histone acetyltransferase complex; transcription regulator complex
Molecular function (GO): zinc ion binding; protein binding; transcription coactivator activity
Source: RefSeq, a predicted model, not a curated record